GUUAUUCGUAUAUCCGGGCGAGGUCAAGUCCCGAGAAGCCCGGAUAAACGGCACUCCACGGUAUUUUAUCAAAAUGACCUGAUUUGUUUUUGAAUUUUUCGUUUUUUGUAUGGAGUUUGACAGUUGGAGGCUGAAAUCAUGUAAACAAUCCAUACAAAACCACACAAAAACCUAGCCUGCGAUUUUCAGUCUAGAAAAUUUUAGCCUAACCGUAUUAAUACACGAUGCGCAGUCUCAGAUUGCACAUAUAUUCGUUUUAUCAAAACAUAAGUCAUUUCGCGAAGCCAACCCUGAGCUAUAAACGUCAUUUCCAUACAUUUUCAGAUUGCGCCAAGAUUGCGCAUAAAUUUUCAAGAUUAUAUGUCCGAGAUAUAUAAAUUUUUUUUGACAGAUAAAUAUAUCAAACCGACCCGUUUGACAUAUAAAUAUAUGCGCAAUCUGAGAUUGCGCAUCGUCUGUUGCUACGGAUAUGGAAAAAUAGUUACGAUCAACUACACUUGGGAUCAAGGUGUUAUAAAUGACAAGGUGAAGUUGUUCAGAGCAAAAUGACAUUUCUCGACUUGACAUUUCUCGACUUGACAUUUCUCUUCCGGGGGCUCCGGUCAAGGACCGUAAAGAUAUCAGGUCAAGUUAUAAGCAAGGAUAAUGUAUUUAGAAGGUUGAUUUUUAUCGCUUUUGUUGGGCGACAUUGUGGGGGACAUCUGUCACUUUCUGCAUACAAAUUUCAUUACCCCGCACCACCCCUCCCCGAUUUUUAUACCGGAGCCCCCGGAAGAGAAAUGUCAAGUCGAGAAAUGUCAUUUUGCUCUGAACAACUUCACCUUGUCAUUUAUAACACCUUGGUUAUAAGCCCGUUUUGACAGCUAGGUGGAAGAAGAAUCGACGAAGAAAACUGACAGUUAGUUUUCCGCGUUUGGCGAACGCUUCAAGUUCUCGAAGGAAAAUUUCCAUUUUAAAUCGGGUGUUCUAAUAAACUAAAAUAUUCACCCAAAUUGAUCUCCACCAAAUAUUGACCAUGCAAAACGUAAACAAUCCAUCAAUACAUAUACAAGCGGAAAACCAUCUGUCAAAAUCGGAGCCCAGGGGGGGAUCGCCAAAAGCGCUAUAACUACACCUCAUUAUACAUUCCACCUUGGCUCCGGUAUAAAAAUCGGGGAGGGGUGGUGCGGGGUAAUGAAAUUUGUAUGCAGAGAGUGACAGAUGUCCCCCACAAUGUCGCCCAGCAAAAGCGAUAAAAAUCAACCUUCUAAAUACAUUAUCCUUGAUUGGGAUGGCACUUGGGGCGAGUUCGCAAGCUGCUCGAAUUUGUUUAGCAGGCAGAUACACCAUCUUCCUGUAUUCACCUUGUGCAACAUCGAGUGAAUUGACACUGCCUGUAAACACAAUCGUUCCAAAACGAUCACAAAGGUGGCCUGGCGGCAUUCGGGAACGCAUGCUAUUGUUCGUAUCAUAUUCGCAGUAACUUUCGUGGUGAACGUGUCGCAAAUUAAAGCGAAAUUAACCCCACAGCGUUUCGCAACGGAAGUGAUCAGACACUGGGAAGCAUAUUGAAAAACGGAGACAACGCGGAACAAUAUUCCAGAUUUUUACCAACGUAAAAUUCGGCAUUGGGUGUUUCGUGAUGAUGAUGCAGAACGAGUCCACUGCGGCCAUGACCUCGGAUGCGGGAGGCCAAACGAGUCAAGCCAAACGAGGCUUGGCGAGCAAGGGAAAGAUAGCAACGCAUUACCCCUACCAAAUGAGGAUUGAACCGCGGGCAGAAGGGUUCCUUGCUGAUAUUGUGUUCUGUUGUAUAUGUCAGCCGGCCCUCUACAUCCGUCCCUUUGUGACGGAAUUUUCGCAGCAGGUGGAUUGGUUGCACCAGAAUGUGCAGGCCGUGGCAGCGUCCCAGAUGCAGGCAGCAGGCGAGCAGGAGCAGGCGGUUAUGUUCGUGGCGGGUGCACCAUGCCUUGCUCGGUACAGUGAGGAUGGGACAUACUACCGGGCAAUCAUAGAGAAGGUGGACGAUGUGCAAGAUGCCGUCCAUGUCCUGUACGUGGAUUAUCACAGUAGGGAAAUUUUGCCGAAGAGGGAUAUCUGCGAGUGCCCGCUAGAAUUGCGUUUGAUACCGCUGAGUUAUGCAUGUGUGCGGCUGGCGGGCGUUCAGCCAAACGCCACACGACCCAUUGCAGAGGUUUACGGACGGCUGCAGGAGCUUCUUGGAGCAGCAUCAUUUUACGUGCGAGUCAUCCAGCGCCCUGACGUGAAGGAGAGUACGAGUAUGCCAGAGGUAGAGCUCUUCACGGCGAAGGACUGCCAAACGCUCGCUUAUCAGACUUUAAUAGAUGAACAAUAUUUGGUUGCUGAUACCAACCAGUAAAUCAUUUGCGACACCCAUGGACAACCAAGUCCAUGGCUCUUCGCUAACUUUUAUUACUUUUUUUAUGAAUUGAUCACUACAAAUUUCGAUCGUUCAUGCUACACAGUUACGCCGCUGUUGGCAGUUCGAUUAGUAAUUCAUCACUCAUAUCUAAUGUUUUUUUUCAAGCUAGACCGUUCCUUCGCUUUGAAUUCAAUCUGAUGGCAGUUAGGUUUUUCAUUCUUUACUUACACAUUAUUCGGUUUACUUUCUCAGUUUUUGCAUUUAUAACAUUUAACUACCCAGAUGAUAUAGAAGUAAAAGAAUUAGAUUUUUUUGUAUUUGAACUAUGAGCAAUUAUAAUAAAACCCAAGCAAAAAAACAUAAACAACACCA
This is a messenger RNA of Anopheles coluzzii, 2734 nucleotides long. RefSeq names its product tudor domain-containing protein 1-like. Lineage: Eukaryota; Metazoa; Arthropoda; Insecta; Diptera; Culicidae. The transcript has 3 exons. The coding region runs from base 1622 to 2359 and encodes 245 amino acids. The record is from RefSeq and is a predicted model, not a curated record.